AUGCAGGUCUACCGCGCACAGGGCAUGGAGGCGGCGGCGGCCAAUGUGGCGCUUGUCACCCGCGAUGCACCCGCACUUGCCGAGGUGCUCAUCAGCUCGCGCUCACUUGCGCUUUGGCGGGCAGCACUGGCUCACGUUGCUGCCGAGCCGGAAUGGUCGCUCGUGCUUCCAAAGGAGGUGGCGCUUGCGCUCGUUGCCGCCCUCGCCCGGGUGGUCGGCUCGCUGGAGGGCCUCGAGGUUCUCGAGCAGUUGCCCGACCUCGCGAAAUCGCUGCAGCCAGACGGCUACGCCGUGUUUACCAGCGAGGCUGAGCGCGAGGUGGCGAGCGCCGUCCGGGUCAACACCAUCCUGGACGCACUCGACGCGUACCUGUGGGCGCAAAAGCCGUCGGCGCUCCCACCGCAGAUUCGGCGGCUUGCCGACCACGAGUACGCCAACGGGGCGGCCGUCGACGGGGCGGCCGAUCCGGACGCCACCCGCAUCAUCCGAGGGCCGGACCACAACACGCCGCUACGGCAGUUUGUCGAGGACCCGAACUCGCAUUGGGGUGUGGCUUUUGAGCUCGACGCCCGGUGCAUGCUCUGCAUGCUCCCGCUGCGGGUCCGCGAGCCCACCGAUGCCGAUAGUGGCAGCACUGCGCUACUCGCCGCAGUCACCGCCUUUCCGUGUGGGCAUGUCUUCCACGAGGCGUGCGCCGUCGACGGCGGCUGCGGCGUGUGCUUUGGCUCGUCGCUGGCAUCGCUGGCAUCGCUGGCGGCGCAGUAAAGGCGAGUGUGUUACG
Molecule: messenger RNA, 781 nt
Organism: Thecamonas trahens ATCC 50062
Lineage: Eukaryota; Apusomonadida; Apusomonadidae
Exons: 2
Coding region: 1-765 (254 amino acids)
Source: RefSeq, a predicted model, not a curated record